AUGGCUCUGGAUGAAAUAAAGGAAUCUUUGGCUGGAAAAUGGAAAAUGGACAGAAGCGAGAACUUCGAAGAGUUUUUGAAGGCAGUCGGUGUAAACUUGGUGCUUAGGAAGUUAGCGCCCCUAGCGAAGCCGACGAUGACUAUUUCUGUUGAAGGGGAGACAAUCAUCAGUAUAACAGAUAUGGGAAUAAGAAAGGAAGAGGAUACUUUCAAACUAGGCGAGCCUUUCGAGAAAGAAAGAGAAGGCGAGAUGUUGCGAAUAUGUGCCACGUGGGAAGAUGGUAAAUUAAAGGUGACAGGUCAACCUUUAGACCCUAAAUCCAAAAUGAAGGCCCCAACAAUAUAUAGGGAAAGAGUUGAUGAUGAAAUGCUUCUGACUAUGUGUGUCGGUGACGUAGUAUGUAAACGAUAUUUCAAACGUUUAGAGUAG
This is a messenger RNA of Ylistrum balloti, 429 nucleotides long. Its product is annotated as cellular retinoic acid-binding protein 2-like. The record is from RefSeq and is a predicted model, not a curated record. Lineage: Eukaryota; Metazoa; Mollusca; Bivalvia; Pectinida; Pectinidae. The transcript is spliced from 4 exons. Gene Ontology annotation, biological process: fatty acid transport. Bases 1 to 429 code for a protein of 142 amino acids. Gene Ontology annotation, cellular component: cytosol; nucleus. Gene Ontology annotation, molecular function: fatty acid binding.